Molecule: messenger RNA, 4775 nt
Organism: Osmerus eperlanus (European smelt)
Lineage: Eukaryota; Metazoa; Chordata; Actinopteri; Osmeriformes; Osmeridae
Gene: tdrd12
Product: tudor domain containing 12
Exons: 36
Coding region: 180-4442 (1420 amino acids)
Biological process (GO): germ-line stem cell division
Molecular function (GO): metal ion binding
Source: RefSeq, a predicted model, not a curated record
GACACGCACCGUAAUUGGCGCAGUCCGAGUUACCUACCUGGCUGUUCAACCAGACUCGUGUUCCAAACAAAACUACUCAAUAGUAUUUAUAGUUUAAAGGUAUAACAUAUUUUGAAUAAAAGAACGAUAAAAACCCACAGUUCCGUAUUUGCUGCACGAUUCUGUGGACCAAGCUAUUGAUGAACGCCUCAUCAAUGAUUGAAAUAGCCAUUUUGAAGGUCGAGAAUCCCUCAUGUCUUUGGGGGCGGAUCGUGAAGGGUCCAGGGAUUCCCAUUGAGAGUCCGAAAGAAUACGGUGAAUUACAAGUGAACAUGAAUCUCUAUUAUCACGCGGUCAACCAAGACAUUCAGAAGAUCAAGCCCACCUCCCUAGCGGCAGGCCAGGUGUGCGUGGUGUAUUUCUCGGCCUGUAAGAAGUGGUGCAGAGCCGUGGUGGAGUCUCUCCUCCUGGGCUCCGUGGGCAGGCAGGCCAUGUGCUUCCUGGUUGACCAUGGAGAACGCAUCAUCGUUCGCUCAGAUGAGGUCCGAGCUCCACUGGAGAAGUUUCUGCAGCUGCCUUUCUGGGUGAGGAAGUACCACCUGUCUGGACUGCACCCCCUCAGGCUGCAGGUGUCCAUAUGUGAGGAGAAGGCUGUGCUUGUCCCGUCAAUGCAGUGGGACAGCUCUGCUACACGAUACCUGCACAACCUCCUUCAAGCUUCCACACAGAUGGAGGCGGUGCUGCUGCAGACUCUCUCAGGCUCCACAGCCAUUGAGCUCUACCUGACUAUCAGGAACGUGAAGAUAUGUGCGAACGACGACCUGGUCACCAAGAAGUUUGCGUGUUCCACGAGUGAGGAGACCCUGGGCGGGGCUCUGAGUGGCUUGGCGGAACAGCCCCCUGCUGUGCUGGGCUGUGACAUCUUCCAGGACACAGACAACUUCCUGGCCACCAGCGGGUGCCUCGCACGGUCCCUCUCAUCUCUUUUUCCUCCCCUGCAGAUCCCCCCAGCUCUACCCGAUGAUCGUGUCUCAGAGCCCAGAGUAGGACCAGCUUCAGGCCAAGAGGAGAUGAAAGCUUCUGGAGACAUGUCUGAAAACCAAGACCGUAGACAAAGGCCUUCUCUUGGAGGCAAGGAGGGAGCGCCAAAGAGCCGCAACAGGACAAACACGGAGAAAGGCGGAGAUUACAAAAAGACAGAGGAGGAAACGGAUUCCUCUCUGGUGACAGAGCUCUCCAAAAACAUCAGUCUGCUAAGAAUCCGGAAGUUUCUGAAUCCUGCUUUGAGCGCAAGAAGGGACGUUCCCACCUUUGGAGAGAAUGAGGAGGGAGAUGAACCAGUGACCCAGACGGUGCCAGAGCAGGGAGUGCCUGGCUGUGCUGCUCCACAGACCCAGGGAGAGCCUGGCCAGGCUGCUCCACAGACCCAGGGAGAGAUGCCUGCCUGGUGUAACGGAGGAAGCCCUGCAGUCCAAUGGCCUGGAAGUGGCCCUAACCCUGAUGCUGUGGAAGUGAAGGGUGUUAAACUGAGUGCUGCCAGUGAUGUGGCUGGAAGCCCUGUGACCCAGACCCCCACACAGCAGGAAACCAUAGAGGAAGAGCUGGCCUGCGCACGGUUGUUGCAGUUUCUCAACCCUGAUCCUCUGAAGCUGGAUCUAGACUCUCCUGAAGCCACUGAGAGCAGGGGCCACCAAGAGACCAGGACCGACCAGGAGGACAGGACCACCGACCAGGAGACCAGGACCACCGACCAGGAGAGCGACCCGGUCAGGAUUGGGGUGCUGGUUCACUCGGCCUUCCCCAUGGAGCCCUGCUCCAGCCUGGCCAGCGCUCCCAUCCUAGACUCCUACAGACGGAUCCUGCAGAGACGGAAACGCUCCGGUCUGUCGCUGGCGGAGGGAUACAGCUGGCCGGCGGUGGCGCGGGGCUGUGACACGGUCCUCAUCUCCCACAGCGGGGACGACCCCCUCACCUACCUGCCCCCCCUGCUCACCCACAUGCAGCUCAUCUCUGUCUUCAGCUCCUCCUCUCGCUCCGGGCCCAUGGCGGUGAUCCUGUGUCCUGGCUGGGGGAAGGCCCAGACGGUGUACAACUGCCUGGAGGAGAGCCAGAGCCUGCAGAGCCUGCACCCCACGGUGGUGCUGGUGGGCCAGGCCAGGGACGAGGCCAAGGCUGUCCACAUCCCCAAGAACUGCCUGGUUGUGGUGACCACUCCCUUCAGCCUGGCACGCCUGCUGGCCGUGCACUGCUUCCUGUUCCUGCGUCUGUGCCACCUGGUGCUGGACGAGGCCGACCAGCUGUUCUCCCACGCCCCAGAGCAGAUGAGCAGCAUCCUGCAGUACUUCCAGAAGGUGACGGCCAGUGAGGACCGGGUGUCCUGCCCCAGACAGAUCGUGGCCGUGGGCCGGCGCUGGAGCCCCAGCAUGGAGGAACUGCUGCUCAGCUACAUGAACCAACCCUGUGUUGUCAUCACGGUGAUGGAGGAGGCUGCUCUCUAUGGCAAUGUGCACCAGAUAGUCCUGCUGUUUCUGGACUGCACCAAGGUGUCAGUGUUGCUGGGGGCGCUGGAUCUAAACCCUGGUGUCCCUCAGAAGACCCUCAUCAUCACCAGCUCUCCUGAGGAGGUCGAGCAUGUUUUCCAGGCUGUAAACAAAACAUCAGCGUUCUCCCUGAAAGCUCACGAGGGGAUGACCUACCAGUUUGACUUUGUCGUGGAGCAGUGGAGAAAAGAAAUUGGCCCAGGAACUCAUGUCAUUCUGGUCAGUACGGACGCCUGCCUGCAGGCCCUGGGCAUCCAGGACGCCUCGUGUGUGGUGCACUACAGCUUCCCCUUCUCCCCUCGACGCUUCGGCGCCCGCCUGGCCUGCAUGGUGGAUAACUUCUGCAACCGCUCCGACAAGGAGUGUGCCAGGACCUCCUCGCCCCCCAAGUCAAUCCUGCUGCUGACGGAGAGGAACAGCCGCCACGUGACGGGCGUGCUGCGCUACCUGAGGCGCACCAGCGCGGUGCUCCCCCCCGAGCUGCUCCACUUCGCCCGGGGCGUGGGGCAGGCCAAGGAGCUGCAGAGGGCAAGCCGGCCUCUCUGCUCCUACCUCAAGAGCUACGGCUUCUGCAGAGACAGCAGUGCGUGUCCAGACAGGCACAGCCUCUGCCCCUCCCAGGACCAGCCCCGGCACCCUGCGUCCGGCAGCAUAGUGGUGUUGCCCUUGUACAUCAAGACAGCGUCCCAGUACUGCGGUCGCAUUGUGAGUGGGAUAGACGACUGCUAUGAGAGCCUGGCAGCUAACAUGGCUGCUCACUAUGCUACAGAGAAACUGAUGGCUGUGGAAGUGUUGGAGGGCGGGCUCUACUGUGUACAGGAGGAGGAAACCUAUCACAGGGUGCAGGUGACCGUGGUCCUUGAGCAGGGCGAGCGUCUGUUCUGCAGCGUUCAGGCUCGCUUCCUGGACGAGGGGCGUGAGCAGGAGGUGAAGGGUCACCAGCUGCUGCAGUUGCCGCCCCAGUUCCACAGCCUGCCUCCCCAGGCCUUGGAGAUCAUCCUGUGCAGGGUGAAGCCCAUCGACGGGGAGGUGGACUGGAACCCUAAGGUGACCAGAGCCAUCAGCCAGAAGGUCAGAGGCCUUCAGCACCAAGCCAAAGUUGUUCUGAGUCUGGGAAACACCAUCUUUGUUGAUCCCAUGGUGAGGAUGACCCGCCUGCCAGCCCUGAAGACCUUCAUACACGAGCACAACGUCCACACUGAGAUCCUCAACACUGGCAUGGGCACCACCAACCCCCAACACCUGGACCUGCUGAGGGAGCUCACCCAGCGGGCCGAGCCUGCGGCUGGGGAGGAGCAGGGGGAGGAGGAGGAGGAGCAGGGGGAGGAGGAGGAGGGCUCUCAGAUGACAGGGAACUCAGACAUGAAGGAAUUCAAACAGUUGAUUUCCACUGUCCAUUCAGCGGUGGGAAAUGGUCAUUCCACAGCUACGAAGCACGUAGUCAAAGCAGAGAAGGUUGCUAACGUCACAGGUUUUCAGGGGGCCAUCAAAGUAGACGCUCCUAAAAGCCUACACCCUCAGGUAAAGUGGUUCCAGAGAAAAGACGUGGUUGUUAUCAGUGUCAAGCUCACCAACCCAGUGGCCCAGUCCUGUGAGUUCUUCCCAGAGAGAGUGGUGUACAGUGCCAAAGUGAACAACAGUCGUUACCGUGCCGACCUGGAGCUCCUCCUCCCGGUGGCUGCAGACAGGUGCUCAUGGGAAAUGAAGUGCAAUGAGCCGGUCAUCACGCUGGUCAAGAGGGAGCGAGGAGACUGGGAUACGCUCCUCAAGCGAAAGAGUAACUUUGUCAGUCUGGACUUUGACCACUUUGAGGAUGAGAGCGAAACUCCAAAUGGUUCAGUAAGAAGUGGUCACUGGUUUGUGGAGGGCACAGGGGAGGACGGCUGCUAUGUGAGUUCAGCCAGUGGCAGUGAGAGUGACUAAACUGGCUGCUUCAUGUUCUGACAGCCUGUGCUAAUGAAGAUGGUAUUGGUAUCGACAGUUCAACAUUUUAUAAUUUGAGGGUUAAUUCAAGUUGAGUGUUUCAAUCCAGACAUUGUUUAACACACAACAGUUUGAGUUGAUUAGUUUGCAUCAUAGUAAUUCUUGUAAGUAGAGACAUUCAAAUGCAACAUGAACAUUAUUAUUAUUAUAUUUGAAUGGAAUUUAGGAUUGGAAUUUACAGUCUUAUUAAUUCAUUAAUUCAUCUCACAAAAUAUUGCCCUGAUAUUUUUAUUCAGUGUGAGAGAUGAAGUUCCAUUAAAAAGUUUGUCAAAA